AUGCGGAUGGGAGAUGACAACCCACGUUUAAGUGGGCUGAUGAUGGACAAGAUCAAAAGUCUGGUUUGCAUGAAGUCUAGUACUUCCGUGGUUGAACUUGUUAUGCUGCUUUGUUCACAGUUCUGCUGUAGAGUUUUCAUAAUCUGCUGUUCCUUUUCCUGCAGGAGUGUGGUCGUGCCAGUGAAGAAGCCUCCACCAGGUAGCCUGGCUGUGACCACAGUUGGAGCUGCCACAGCGGGGAGCGGGCUGCCACCGGGUAGUACACCUAAUAUCUUUGCUGCAACAGGAGCUACACCAAAAAGUAUGAUUAAUACAACAGGUGCAGUAGACUCAGGAUCUUCUUCUUCCUCUUCGUCAUCCAGCUUUGUGAAUGGUGCUACCAGCAAAAAUCUCCCAGCUGUCCAAACUGUUGCUCCAAUGCCAGAGGAUUCAGCUGAAAAUAUGAGUAUCACGGCAAAGCUUGAGAGAGCCUUAGAAAAGGUGGCCCCUCUCCUGCGAGAAAUUUUUGUUGAUUUUGCCCCUUUUCUAUCCCGAACAUUAUUGGGCAGUCACGGACAAGAGCUGUUGAUUGAAGGUACUGUUUCUGUUAUUACAAGAUUAUAUUUUUUUUAGCUAUUAGAAGAUUGA
This is a messenger RNA of Meleagris gallopavo (turkey), 627 nucleotides long. Lineage: Eukaryota; Metazoa; Chordata; Aves; Galliformes; Phasianidae. The record is from RefSeq and is a predicted model, not a curated record.